CAGCCAUGUCUGGAGCUCAGGGGGGAUGAACUUUAAAUAGAGAAAGCAUGAUGGUCCACACUCUUCUCCACCAUUUGCUCAUCAACUUGCCUCCUCAUGUUCCCAUUCAAAUCAUUCAUGUGAUUAAUACUCUUCUCUCGCACACAUACACACGUAUAUAAAUCUAAAACUGACCAGUCGCCAAGUUAACGUAGUGUGGAAGAAGAUUCUUCUUCUCACAACCAGAUGAGCUCGAGUUGACCCACAGCAACAUCGCCCAUGCCUUGAGAUGUCCAGUAUAUAUCGCACCAGUCCAGAAUAUGAUUAAAUAAAUCCACUGAACAACAAGUUGCCAAUGGCUAUAUGUAGAUUACUCCGCAUCAGGCUCGUCUGUUAAUUCCAAGUCUUUCUUGGCCUUUUGAUCUCUUCCUUGCUGGUUGGAGCUCAUGGAAGUGGCGGGUAGCGGCGGGAGCGACGUGAUUGAUCCGGAGACUGGCAUGGAGGUGCAUUCCGCGCGCGGGAAGCUGCCGUCGUCGCGGUACAAGGGCGUGGUGCCGCAGCCCAACGGGCGGUGGGGUGCGCAGAUCUAUGAGAAGCACCAGCGCGUGUGGCUCGGCACCUUCAACUACGAGGAUGAGGCGGCGCGCGCCUACGACGCGGCCGCGCAGCGCUUCCGCGGCCGGGAUGCCAUGACCAACUUCCGGCCUCUCAGCGACGCCGACGACGACGACGCGGCGGAGCUGUGCUUCCUCUGUUCCCACUCCAAGGCCGAGGUCGUCGACAUGCUGCGGAAGCACACCUACCUCGACGAGCUGCGGCUGAGCAAGCGCUCGAUGAGCUGCCGUGGCAAGAAGGAGGCGCUCUCUCUCGGCGCGGUGUCGGCGGCGGCGGCGGCAGGGGCGGGGGCUGAGCGGCGGCAGCGGCUCUUCGACAAGGUGGUGACGCCGAGCGACGUGGGGAAGCUGAACCGGUUGGUGAUACCGAAGCAGCACGCGGAGAAGUACCUGCCUCUGCCGAAGGCCGGCGGAGGCGACGACGGGAAGGGCCUUCUCUUGAGCUUCGAGGACGCCGGCGGCAAGGUGUGGCGCUUCCGGUAUUCGUACUGGAACAGCAGCCAGAGCUACGUGCUGACCAAAGGCUGGAGCCGGUUCGUAAAGGAGAAGGGCCUCGAGGCCGGCGACGUCGUCUCCUUCGAGCAGUCCACCGGCCCCGACAAGCAACUAUUCAUCGACGCCGUCUCAACCGCAAACCGCCGCUGUAGCGCCGCCGUUGCGGCCGUCCAAGUCGUGAGGCUUUUCGGCGUCGAUAUUGCAAGGAAUAUUCCGGCGCCGCCGCCCAUCGGAACAGGAAAAAGGAACAAUGAGCAUACGGAGUUAAUUUCCUCGCCGGUAAUCAAUAAGAGACAAUGCGUAGAAGCCUCGUAGCAAUAUUUUGCUUAAUUAACCUAUAAAUUUCUCUCCUUUCUCAAAUGUUUCAUUUCAAGAUCUUGUGCAUAACAAAACAGAAAUGGAAAUUUCCAAUCUUGAAGAAUGAAACCACAGCAUCAGAAUUUUUGUC
Molecule: messenger RNA, 1536 nt
Organism: Zingiber officinale
Lineage: Eukaryota; Viridiplantae; Streptophyta; Magnoliopsida; Zingiberales; Zingiberaceae
Product: AP2/ERF and B3 domain-containing protein Os01g0693400-like
Exons: 1
Coding region: 426-1403 (325 amino acids)
Biological process (GO): regulation of DNA-templated transcription
Molecular function (GO): DNA-binding transcription factor activity; DNA binding
Source: RefSeq, a predicted model, not a curated record